Vicia faba (fava bean) is the source of this 1170-nucleotide messenger RNA. The record is from the annotation of a GenBank genome assembly. NCBI's taxonomy places the organism in Eukaryota, Viridiplantae, Streptophyta, Magnoliopsida, Fabales, Fabaceae.
AUGGAGGAGGUUCAAAAACCAACCGAAAACACAAAUCCAGAACCUUCAGACUCCAACAAUGGCGAAACGUUCUUCGAUGAUAUAGACAGCAACUGUUCCACUCCUUACGUGAGCGCUCCUUCAAGUCCAGGGCGCGGCGGACCACCUAUCUCCUCCGGUUACUUCUACAGUGCUCCGGCAAGUCCGUUACAUUUUUCUAUAACCGCUUCUUCCUCUUACCACCACCAAAGUACAACAAACUCUUGUGUUCCUCUGAGUUACGAGUUCGAAUUUUCGGCUCGGUUCGGAUCCACUGGUUCGGCCGUUCCCGGUUCAAUGAGCUCCGCGGAUGAGUUGUUCCUCAACGGCCAGAUCCGUCCCAUGAAGCUUUCUUCUCACUUGGAACGUCCUCAGGUUCUGGCUCCUUUGCUGGAUCUGGAAGAAGAAGAUGAAGAGGAAAGCGAAGUUGUUCGGGGAAGAGAUCUGAGGCUGAGAGAUAAAUCUGUUAGGAGAAGAACCAGAUCUAUGUCGCCGUUGAGAAGUAACACGCGUAUGGAGUGGACAGAGAACGAGAACAAGGAAGAUGAACAUGAUGAAAAUGAAGUUUCUGAGAUUGAAAACCAUGGCAAUGAAAAUGGCGAAAUGGAGAAUGUUGAAGUUGAUGAGAUGGGUUUGGAGAGAAUAGAGAUAAUAGCACCUUCAGACUCAGCUUCAUCUUCUAGAUCUUCUUCAGCUGGAAGAAGCUCUAAGAGAUGGGUUUUCUUGAAGGAUUUUCUAAGAAGCAAAAGUGAAGGAAGAAGCAACAACAAGUUUUGGUCAACCAUUUCAUUUUCUCCAAUAAAAGACAAGAAAUCAAACUCCAACAAUCAAAAUCUACAUCCCCAGAUUUCAAAAGAGAAAACUUGUGAAACACAGAGAAAUGGUUCAUCAAGUAAAGGUAGUUCUUCUUCUACGCAGAGUUGGGCUAAGAAAAUGACGGGAAAGCCCAUGAAUGGUGUUGGGAAACGACGCGUUCCACCUUCUCCACAUGAGUUACACUAUAAAGCAAACAGAGCACAAGCUGAAGAGUUGAGGAAAAAGACGUUUUUGCCCUACAGACAAGGUUUGCUUGGUUGUUUGGGUUUUAGUUCUAAGGGUUAUGGAGCCAUGAAUGGCUUUGCUAGAGCCUUAAACCCUGUUUCCUCAAGGUAA